AUGGCUCGAUUCAAACCGGGAGUAAAGGGAAAGGCGAAAGCAAAAACUAAAGCUAAACCAAAGACUGCUAAAGAGAAGAGCAAGGUUCGAGCAAAUUUGUCGCGGCAGGGUGAUAUACAUCGUGGGCCUAAACUCGCAGUACCUGCAGAUACCAAAAGUAGAGCCGCGAAACAACCAAUCGUUAUAGAUUUAACAUCUUCAUCUCCUCCUCCUUCUGCCGAGAAAGCCCCUCCUCCGCGUCCCCCAAAAAUCAUCGCAACACCGCAUAAACAAAAACACAAACUCGCUCUCUCUUCAUUAUCAACAAGCGAACGAUCUCCCGGCAUCCACUCCCCCAUAACCCGCUCGCUUUCUCUCUCCCUCUCGAAACCUCUUAUCCCUGAAUUCAACAUCUCGACUCGGAAGAGUACUACUGCUACCCAGCCUCCGGAAUAUUACAUCCAAUCGCAUCAUGUCAAAGAUAUCACGCCUGGUACCAUCGUGUGGCUCCCGUCGAAAGAAGAUAUUGUGCAUAAUGCGUACGUGGAUCCGAAGUUGCAUGUUAAUGCGUUUGAUCACCCGGCUGUCAUUGUGAGUAUGCCGAAUCCGGCGAAUGGGUUUUCGGUGGUGGAGAUUGCGAUUAUGACCUCCCUCGGCUCCCGCACUCUCCACGAAACUAAGAAACUCGGCCACCGAUCCCUUCUCUUCCGGGUGCGCACCACACAACUCCCGAGCGCAAAAGUAGACAUCACGUUCAAAGAUGGGAAAGGAAUGAAGGGGAAAUAUAGCUUUGUCAACUGUCGCGAGUCGUGGCGGGUGCAAAUCGGCACGUUGGGGUUUUAUGCAAGGGGAAGGGGAGUAGGGGCGGGGAAGGAAGUAGAUUGGUUAAGAUUGACGACGGCGAGUUUGGAAAAGUUGAGAGCGAGUAUUGGUUGUGGGAAGGGGUUGUGGGGUGAGUGGCGGAGGGGAGGCGUGGGGUGGGGUGGGUUGGGUUGA
This is a messenger RNA of Botrytis fragariae, 975 nucleotides long. RefSeq lists its product as uncharacterized. The record is from RefSeq and is a predicted model, not a curated record. Lineage: Eukaryota; Fungi; Ascomycota; Leotiomycetes; Helotiales; Sclerotiniaceae. The transcript is spliced from 2 exons. The coding region runs from base 1 to 975 and encodes 324 amino acids.